AUGCCAAAAACCUGCUGUUUCUCCAUACUCGGCCUUGCCUUGCUGGCUGCUCUCGUCUCUUGUUGGCCCUGGGCACACGAUGCCAUGCCAUACGUUGGAUUCGUGCCCGUUCUCGGUUACCGCUCUGGGCGCGCCCCAGAUGCCCGGUCUCUUGACUCAAACCAGCAUCAACCUGUGGUCAACUUAACACAGCAGUUUGCUCCGGUUGCUUGUCCCCCAACCAUCCGAGAGCCGACGAAACAUCAACAUCUAACCAUCCAUCAGCCAAUGCCGUUAGGCACCGUCCACCAUCCGACCCGAGGCCUCUUCACCUCCGCAUCUUCCCCCGCAUCACGCAAAGCUGCCGGCGGUAGAUUCAGCACAUUUGCAUUCGGCCCAGUCAGCCAGCAACUCAAAAGAGACAGACUCAACUACGGAAGACACAAACCUUAUCGUUUCUCAUCCGAAGGCCAGUAUACUUACUUCUUGACUCGCCGGCUAAGCAGAGUCCAAAAAGACUUCAACCUAGCUUACCAGUACACUACGGUAGUUGACUUCCAGCUGAGCCGGAGGAGGCCUAUCAAGCUGUCAAGUUUCGUCAACGACAUCGGACCCCAGCUGACCCUCAACCCGCUCGGCUCCCCCUCUCUCAGACUCGCAACUCGUGAUAUUCAGCUUGACCUGGUCACCCCUUCCAAGUCCCAGAUUCAGGUCUAG
Colletotrichum godetiae is the source of this 696-nucleotide messenger RNA. RefSeq lists its product as uncharacterized. Lineage: Eukaryota; Fungi; Ascomycota; Sordariomycetes; Glomerellales; Glomerellaceae. The record is from RefSeq and is a predicted model, not a curated record. The transcript is spliced from 2 exons. The coding region runs from base 1 to 696 and encodes 231 amino acids.